UUGGGUUGUGGCAACGCACUUUAAAUAUAGUGUCGUGUCUUCACAUCUAGCUUUCUUGGUUUGUAAUUUUCAGUAUUUUUUCCUGUGUCAUUGUUAGAAAUAUGGCCACCGUGACUAUACCGAAAGAUGUUAGCUUAUUUUUAAGCCAGAAAAAAAACCUUCAAGACAAAGAUUUGGCUGCACAAUGGGCCCAGCUCGAAGAUUUUUAUAAUAAAAAGCUAUGGCAUCAACUCACCCUCAAACUUGAAGUUUUCGUAAAGCUCCCAUCUCUCCAAGAAUCUGAUAAUCUGGUUCAAUUAUACAAAAACUUUUUGUCUACAUUCGAAAACAAAAUAAAUCCACUGUCUUUGAUGGAAAUUUUGGCUAUCGUAGUUCAACAAUUUACUGACAAACAAGAAGCAGUCAAAUUUCUUGAAACUGCUGAAUCAAAAGUUGAAAAAAACAAUGAAGCCACUGCUUUAUGUAAAGUUCUACAAGGUCAGAUAUUGUUAGACAAUCUUAAUGACCAAGUUAAUACGAAAAAAAUCAUCGAUAAUGUUGAAGUGAUGCUCGAUAACGCCGAUGGAGUUACUACUGUUCAUGGAAGAUUUUAUCUAUUAGCUAGUCGAUUGUACCGACUUCAAGGAAAACAUGCAGAAUAUUAUCGAACUGCAUUAAGAUAUUUGGGCUGUAUAGAUUUAAAUACACUGAGCAAACAAGAACAAGAGCAGCACGCAUUUUUCUUGGGUCUCGCAGCUUUGCUUGGAGAAGGUAUAUACAACCUUGGUGAGCUUUUAGCUCAUUCUGUACUGCAAUCUCUCAAAGAAACGUCCAAUAGCUGGCUGAUUGACCUUCUUCUAGCAUUUAAUGCAGGUGAUAUCGAAUCGUUUGAAAGACUCAAAUUGCAAUGGGCCAAAGUUGCCGAUUUAGCUGCUCAAGAAUUAAAAUUAAGACAAAAAAUUUCUUUGCUCUGUCUGAUGGAAAUGACUUUCAAAAGACAAGCGAACAACAGACAACUGACAUUCGUAGAGAUUUCAAAAGAAACUUGUCUACCAAUAAGAGAAGUUGAACUUUUGGUGAUGAAAGCACUCGCUCAAGAUCUUGUUCAUGGUGCGAUUGAUCAAGUUGCAGGUAUAGUUAACAUGACUUGGGUUCAACCUAGGGUUCUUGACCGAACGCAAAUAUCUGGUAUGGUUCAACAGUUAGAACACUGGUGCAUGGAUGUGAACUCAAUGGAAACAUUACUUGAGUCUCGAGCUUCUGAGAUUCUGACUCUCUAAAAAACAAAUUUAUAACUCUUCUUCAAUAACUCAGCAGCAUUUUUCAACUUUUAAAUUAGAAUAUUUCUUUAUCAGACAGCAGAACGUAAUUCCUUCCAUGAUAUUUGAUAUUCCUUUAAUUUACAAAAUAUUUGAAGAAUAAAAAAUGUCAUGCAAAAUAA
Molecule: messenger RNA, 1420 nt
Organism: Aphidius gifuensis
Lineage: Eukaryota; Metazoa; Arthropoda; Insecta; Hymenoptera; Braconidae
Gene: Rpn9
Product: 26S proteasome non-ATPase regulatory subunit 13
Exons: 5
Coding region: 102-1259 (385 amino acids)
Biological process (GO): ubiquitin-dependent protein catabolic process
Cellular component (GO): cytosol; nucleus; proteasome regulatory particle, lid subcomplex
Molecular function (GO): structural molecule activity
Source: RefSeq, a predicted model, not a curated record